This is a messenger RNA of Tachysurus vachellii, 2512 nucleotides long. RefSeq names its product toll interacting protein (gene tollip). The record is from RefSeq and is a predicted model, not a curated record. The transcript has 6 exons. Gene Ontology annotation, molecular function: ubiquitin conjugating enzyme binding; ubiquitin binding. Gene Ontology annotation, cellular component: cytoplasm. Gene Ontology annotation, biological process: ubiquitin-dependent protein catabolic process. NCBI's taxonomy places the organism in Eukaryota, Metazoa, Chordata, Actinopteri, Siluriformes, Bagridae. The coding region runs from base 114 to 956 and encodes 280 amino acids.
GAGGGCGGUGUGUUCCGCUCUGCACCCGUAAACAUUAAAGAGGAAGAAGAGCAUAACAACAUACAGUGUAGACGCGAGUCAUAUUGUAUUAGAUUUGCUUGACUUCGCACAAUAUGGCAACCACGAUCAGCACUCAGAGAGGACAGGUGUUCAUCGGAGAACUUCCAAUGGACUUCCUGAGGAUCACUCCGACUGUCCAGCAGCAGCAGGUGCAGAUGGAUGCUCAUACGGCACAGCAACUGCAGUAUGGAGGCAGCCUCAACUCCAUGGGUCGGAUCAGCAUCACAGUCGUGCAGGCGAAGUUGGCUAAGAAUUACGGCAUGACGCGCAUGGACCCAUACUGCAGAAUUCGGCUCGGCUACACCGUGUAUGAAACACCUACAGCACAUAACGGAGCCAAAAACCCACGCUGGAACAAAGUGAUUCAGUGUCCGUUGCCUCCUGCAGUCGACUCCUUCUACCUGGAAAUCUUUGACGAGAGGGCAUUUUCCAUGGACGAUCGCAUUGCCUGGACUCACGUGACUAUCCCAGAGAGCCUGAGGGAAGGCAGCGUGGUGGACGAGUGGUACAGCCUGAGCGGAAGACAAGGAGACGAUAAGGAAGGCAUGAUUAACCUAGUCAUGUCUUACUCAUCAGUGCCAGCGGGAAUGAUCAUGCCACCCCAGCCUGUGGUCCUGAUGCCCACAGUGUACCAGCAGGGUGUCGGCUACGUGCCCAUUGCAGGUGUGCCAGGUGUGCCAGGUGUCUAUAACCAGGGUGUGAUGCCCAUGGGGAUGCCCAUGGGGAUGCCCAUCAGUGCCCCUCACAGUGCCCCCUACAGCGAGGAGGACCUGCAGGCCCUGAGUGACAUGUUCCCUAACCUGGAUAAGGAAGUGAUCCGCAGCGUGAUUGAGGCACAGCAGGGGAACAAGGACGCUGCCAUUAAUUCUCUGCUGCAGAUGGCUGAAGAGGUCUGAUUGUAUUGAAAACACACACAAGGCACUCAGCGUGUCAUUCCCUAACAAAAGAGUUAUGUUUUUUCUCUUGCGUGUCCAUCAAGACCGUAAUAAACACAGCAUUACAGGAUUUUAUGUUCCAAUAGCAGUGCUCAUUGAUGCUUUUUUCCCCUGAAGAUAAUCACGAUUUGGUUCCAUUCUUGUUUUCGUGGUUUUAUGGUUCACCGUUUUUUAUAUAGUCCGGCUUCACCCUCUCAGAGAGCUCCCUGUCUUAUAUAAUGGAUAUAUUUAAUGCAUUGUGCUAUAUUCUGAAGAUAAUCAAAUAUAUUUAGGGCAGAUCAAUUAAUAAUGGCAGAAUUAUGAAGAUCACCCUGUUGCAAAAUAUUGAACAAUGUUUUCUUCCCUUUAGCUCACUCAUGGUAACUUUGCCCCUCAGGUCUGUGGCUUUAGUCAACUGACAGUAUAAUAACACUCUAUCUGUAGGUUUCACGUCUAUAAGCAGAGUCAUAGUGGGACAUUGAGAAUCUUAAUAAAUGAUCUAUGACUGAGUUUAUCGUCACUUAGCUCAACAUCAUGCUGUGGUAAAUUAAAUGUAUUUCCCAAAAUAAACAGCCAAUAAUUAUAAAUUGUUGCCUUUUUACUGGAAAUGUUAAGAGGAAUUUGGACAUGAGCUUUCAAAUCCAAUUAGCCUUUAAAAGAAUUGUUUUAAAAAAUUAAAUUAAACAAACAUUUACACUCAGGCGUAUAUUUUAAUUUAUUCAUUUCACAGGCACUCACAAAAAUAAAUGCUAAAAGCACUAUUUGUAUAUAUACAAAACACAUUAACCACAGUUCCAUACUCGAUAAAAUUGGACACAUGCACAAUGCCAAAGGUUUUAAAGAAACAAACUUAUCAAAGGUAUAUUUGCGAGGUCAGCAUUAUUUGUGUUCAUGUUAAAUUAUGUUUUUGUUUUUUUGUUUGUUUUUUGUUUGUUUUUUGUCUUUUUUUUUUCCGCAUAGCAGAUGUUGCCAUAUUCCAUGAAAGUCUUGAAGUUCUCAUGUAAGACUAAGAGAUCAGAUUCAGUAUGUGGCUCUAAAAUUCCUCUAAGCCAUUCAUGACUCCUUUUCCAAAGUGGUGCCAUCGUUGGCCUUACGAAUGCAAAACCGAAUGCAAGUCUCAUUUUUUGAUCUUAGACAUGUCUCAUAUUCUACAUAUCAAAUUGCACGUGAAGAUCAACCACUGAUUUCUUACAGAAAGUCCAAGAUUUUCCUCGAAUCAUUGACAUUUAAUUUAGACUCACUUGAUUGUUUCUUAAUGUUGUCAAGUUGUAAACCCAUGAAGUUCUUAGAUCAAGCUUGUUGUUUUAAAUCAUAUGGUAAGCUCUUGCUUGAAAAUGUUGCUGCAGUAAAAAGAUAACAAUGUAUUUAUUAGUCCUGUAGUGAGGAUGUGAUGUUUAAAUUUCUACAUUAUGAUUAUUCCGCUCGUGCAAGAGCAGUGAUUUUGAACUCUUUGGCACUUUAUUUUCUGAAAAUAUGUCUGAUUUAAUUUGAACAGUAUACACAAUAAUUACAAUAAAACAAAAGAAUAUUCGUCUUCA